AUGCCUCCAACAGCGUCUAAGUCUUCACUUGUGACUCGCACUCAAGUCGAUCAUGCGCCGUCUCUUGCGUCCCCCGGGCGCCCGUUUCGCGUAGGGAGCGACGGUCUUCCGCUCCUUCCGUGCCACGAUGCCCCCUUUCAUGUCGCCUACGUCUCGGAGCCGACGCCACCCGCCGUUUCUCAGUUCGGUGACGUCGACAACGCCGAGGACGUGCGCAAGCAAUUGCAAGCGUUCUACAGCCGCACGCAGCAGCUCGAGCACAUGAGUGAGAUGACACUGCGUAUUGACACGGAGCUGGAGCUUCUGCGACGCAGCUGCUUUGCGCAACGUAACGCACAAUGGAACAACGUGACGCCGGACCAGUUUGAGUUCAAGCCCGUGCCCAGUGACGUCUGGACGCCACAGCCAGCAAAUGACAAGCUCUUGCUGCGAAAGAUGAAGAUGGACGGCGUAUUGGACGGUAGCGGAAAGGAGUUUUACCCUCCAGACAAGACACAGAACAAGGAGACGGACGUGGUAGAGUUUGUGCGCGAUCGGCCGUGGCCGCCCCGGGAGUUUGCGUUAAAACCUGUGGUUAAAUCUUCACGAGGAAGAGUUGGCAAACGCAAAGCUGCGCCUAUGGGUGCGGUGCUGGAUCCGGUUCCGCUGGUAGCGAAAACGUGCCGAGAGUGUAAGACGCAGUCGACGCCAUUGUGGCGUACACAGACGAGAACGAUUAAGGUUAAGAAACUGGUGACGGAUGUUGGGGCGAACUUGGCUAGCACUUUUAUGGCGCAGAGCAUGGCUAAGAUUGUACCAAAGACGACGGGAGGGAAGAUGCAGGUGGUAGAGCAAAAGAUCGAGGUCGAUCUGUGUCUUCAGUGCUAUUUGAAGCUGGAGCGAGCAGAUCUUUUUGAUAAGAAACGUGCUGAAAAGAAGCGACGGGAACGGCGCAAAAAGGAUCAAGCGCUGCAAGAGAAGAAGAGGUUGAAGCAACAGAUUCAUUUACUAAAGAAGCAGCAGAAGCAGGAGACAAGAGCGGCACAAGAGAUUGUGGAUGACGAUCAAGUGACAGCAAAAGUACCAAAAGAUGCUGCAGAUUCUACUGCGGUGAUUCUCAAGUUUACGAGAGAGGAGUUCGAAGCUGCUACGGGGUCAUCGAAGGAGAAGAAGAAAGACCGGAAGCAGAGACGCAAGGAUAAAAAGAAAAAGAAGAAAAAUCGUCGUAAGCGUGAACAUCAGGAAGACUCAGAGAGCGAUGAACCGACCCCGUUUUCAUCGCCUACGCAGAUGAAUGGAUACGUAUCCGCGAAUCGGGCCAUAGAACCGUACGCCACCGCUCACGUUUCAGCGUUUGAGGCUAAGCUGACAGGCCUAACGAGACAGAUGAAGGCGGGGAUGGUUGAAGCAGAGCCGGGAGUAUUAGAUGCGGGUCUGUAUGAUUUAAAGGAAGAAGAGCCAUCAACAGCUGCGAGGUCAUCGUUCCGAAAGCGAAAGAGUGUCCAAUAUACUGAGCCGAUAGUAUCGGUUGAAUCACCCGCAUCUGUUUCGAAGAGGCGCAAGACGUCUUCAUCUCGGACCCCACGGUCAAGACGUGCGGCUACAAGUGCAGUACUUGCUCCUACACCCCCGGUCUCUUCUGUAAGGAAGCGUUCAUGUACGAAGAAGGAGUUGGCACGCGAACGCGAGCUGCGUGCUCGGGGUCAGUAUUGUCCAGUUUGCAAUGAAGUGUACGAGGACGACGAUCCAAAGACGUUUGUGUGCUGCGACUCCUGCGAACUUUGGGUACACGGUGCCUGUGAUUCGAGUCUUACUCAAGAGAUUAUUGCAGCCAUGGCCAACACUGAAGACAAAUAUAUUUGUCCACUGUGCGCUGGACGGUGA
Molecule: messenger RNA, 1863 nt
Organism: Peronospora farinosa
Lineage: Eukaryota; Oomycota; Peronosporomycetes; Peronosporales; Peronosporaceae
Source: the annotation of a GenBank genome assembly